CUGUAUUUCACAAGUAUUAGUGUUUGGUUGUGUUGGAGAUGACAUAACCGCUUCAGGGAAACAGUGAAGGUAUUAAUAGAAAACUAUACAGAAUAAAAAUCCAAAGGGUGCAAAUCUGUUAAGGGUAUGAAUAAGUGGGAGGUAGUGGGAUGACAUCCUACUUAAAGCUGAAGUGUCAUCGAUGCAUAUUAAAUAUACCGUCAUCUAAUGACCUGUAUCAGACUCAAGAAAAUAAAGCAGAUCUAAUGUCCUUUAGGCAAAGUAGUUUUCAGACUGCAAAGACAACACAGCAGCAACAGGUUUGCACAAAAAAAGGCGAUUAAAGAUGAAGUCACAAAUGUCAGUCUCACACUGCAGCACCUCACAACAGAAACAGCGGCGAUAAGCAGCGGUGACUCAGUGAAGAGACUCUGCCUGUUCCGAAAGCUAACCAGGGGGCCUGCAUCAAAUCUGUGCCCACAACACGAGCUUUGAAACCCACGCUUCCUUCGGCUACUCUACCAAUGGCAAACGAGCAAAAAAACAGGGGGGAGGAGACGACAAAGCAGGCAAUUGCAAAACCCUGCCAUAUCCAGUCAAAAUAAAGACUGGCUGUAAAAGUCACACAGGUGUGCUUUGAACAUAUCCUCCCAGACACACCAAAGGCAGGAGAGGAAAUCAGCGAAACAACCACAAAGUGGGUUCAGGAGCCUGUCAGCUCGUUCUGCAAAGUUUUUCCUUUAAUAAUUCUAUGACAGGAUUGCACAGUGCGCAGGUCUAAGAUCUGAUUCUCCCUAAGAGGUGUAAUUUCCUUUAGGGGGUUUCUACGACUCCAUGAUGUCUUGCCAAAUUCCAGCAUGUGGUGUCACUGGUUACAGUGGGAAAUCUAAUAAAGAACUUCACCAAAAAAAAUGUAGGACCACAGUGUCAGAACAUUUCAGAUUCUUUUCUGUCUUCAUCCCCAGUGUUUGAUUAAUCUGUCUAAAGACUUUCACUAUGCACCAUAAGGCCAUUCUGCGCCCUCUUUCCGCUCCAAUCACCAACACAUAACCCAGCAGUGUGACACAGUCCCAUUGCCCUUCUUACUCAUCAGUCUAACAAAUGCAAGCUGUUCAAAAUAUGACAGUCAUAUCACAUGACACAAAUAUAUUUGGAAAGAUAUCAUUAUAAAUAUUCACUCAUAAGGUUUAAAUUUAUGCACCUCUAUCUGUUCAGCCAAAUACUUCUGCGGUUAACUACAAAACAACAUUUUAAGCAUAACCAUUAGUCUCCUGUAUUUUGCAACAAAUGUCAAGAUAAAGAUCCCUAUCUCACCAACGUGAACCUUUUCUGUUCAACAGGAUCCAUAAUGAAGAAAAAUAAAAUCUAUUGAAACAGACAGGUUAUCUAACAGGCUGAAACAGGAAUGAUUGACAUGGGGCUUAAUUCACACGUUACGUGUACAAAACAAACAAGAAAAACAAGCGAUAAGAAGCAAACAGGUACAUUACAGAGCUUCCCCCUCUCCCCGUGUCAUGCUGGCACGUCUUUGCCAGUAACACUUAAAAACAACUUCGUAUAUACAAAUUAAAACAUUCGCCAGUCAUCAACCUAAACGUUACAAAGCUACCUAAACGUUACAAAGAUACUAAUAAAGUAAAGCUGUCUAGCUGGACAAAAUAAAACGGAAAACGGAUUAGCUGCUACCUACAUACCAGUAUCCAGGACCCUUCACACCGAUCCAUUUUGACCCAGGGUCCCAUACAGGUGGUCAUUGUAGAUGGCCACAAUGCAUCUGGGGAGGAUAACAGAGAGUGGUAAUGCCUUCUUGUGGCUCCUUACUUCAGCGCUCACAGUCCAAGUCAUCAACACCUGUGACACAACAAUUAGAAUGCAGCGGCUUGAGCGUUACACUGGAGUGGGCCAAGAUUUCACACUGACGUGCAACGCCCAGUGCCUCGACCCGAACUCGACUGUUCAGUGGUACCUUAACGACAAGCUCUUGUCAAACGACAGCAAUGUAAAACUAUUAAGAGACAAUUCAAAAACCUAUCGUCUGAAUGUGACUGCGGCACAGAUGAGGCACAACGGGACCUACCACUGCCAGACACGUCCCCCGGCCGCUACCAGCAACAACGUGUUUAUGAGGGUGGUCGAUUUGGACGUCAGUGUGUCCAACGCGUCACUGGAUGUACGCGAAGGAGAGGCGGUCAGCGUGCACUGCGCCGCCCGAUCCGCGCUCAACGCCACCCUCUUCUGGACACGCGGCAACUGCGAGCGCAGCGACACCCGUGGCGGAAACGGGACGCUGCACCUGGGCCGGGCCACCACCUCUGACAGCGGCCAUUACAACUGCUGCGCUUCAAUACCCACCGGCAUCCCCCUCUGGAGAAGCAAGAGCGUUCAAAUAAGAGUUACUGGUACCACACAGGUGAAGGCCAUCGUCUCAAACUGCCCUCUGAUCUACUACUUGUUGGGCAAAACUGCAGUCGUUCUCUUGUUCAUUAUGUUAAUUUGUUUUCUGACAUACAGAAGACACUGACUGGGAAAAUGAAUGGUGUUUCGCUUGGGAAGAGGGUUGCUGCAUCAUCAAUUAAUGCGCAGGCACGCGCGCGGCCACACACAAAUGUACAUGUACAGCUUUUUUGUUAUUAAUUGCUAACGCAUGUCAAAUUACGAAAUCACUCUAUAUGCAGUUACGACUGAGGCCUUAAUUAUCUAUUAUUGAGCCUGAAUGUCUAGACAUUUCAAAUAUUUUAGAUGGUAUAAUCACAGCCUGUCUAGUGUAAAAACAUGAUAGAUGUGUCGUAUGUGUUUACUCAUUAAAUUCAACAAUGCGCUAUGUAAAAAUGAGCCUAAUUCCGAAGCCUCAUUUGUCUUAUAAACUAUACCCGAGUGCAGUGUUUCCAACCCAGUCCUCAGGGAAUCCCGGACAGCCAUUUGAUCAACAUUUAGAUUUAAUUUGCUUGAGCCGUUGGCUUGGCGGGUUGUACUGCGGCCUCACGCUUCAGUUGCAGAGCUGUAAUCCGGCUCUGUGGCGCACCGUGUCAUUAGCCGAUGAAUUCCUUACUGAACGUUUAAUCACGGAGUCACACCGCCCUCUAGUGGGCGUAGAUCAUAGUGACCAGUGUUUAAAUGAUGGUUUCAUUGGAGCAGGGAAAGAAGUAUCAAUGGAUAAGAAAUUAUACUCUGGAUGUGAAUUUGAAGAAUUGCGUUAACAGAAAUGGCGUUGAAAUCAUUUGAAAAUAAUUUUCUUUGGUUAAGAUCUACAAACAAGCGUUCUUUAUGGGAGAUCUUCCACCACCAAUGCUUCCUGUGCCAUAGAAAAUGAAGAUGAGCCUAAAUUUAUAUAUACGUUUGACAUUUAUUGACGGACAUACAAUGAAAUAAAAAUUUCACUGUCACCCUUUCCUGACAGUAUUCAUGAAUAGACAGGCAACGUCUCUAUUUUCGGGGGGGGAAAGAGAUCAACCGCUAGAGGGAGCAAGUGCGGCACUUUUGAGCCACACGCAAGGAACUGUCCUGUACUAUGACGUAGGAAGAAAAUUCAACGUUUUUUAGAAAAUAUGUUACCCACUAUUGACAAAUACAAUAUUAUAGCAUUGUAUUGCUAUAUGUCCCACAAUAAAAUUCAUAUUUUGUAUUGUA
Molecule: messenger RNA, 3606 nt
Organism: Paramormyrops kingsleyae
Lineage: Eukaryota; Metazoa; Chordata; Actinopteri; Osteoglossiformes; Mormyridae
Product: basal cell adhesion molecule-like
Biological process (GO): cell surface receptor signaling pathway; immune response
Cellular component (GO): external side of plasma membrane
Molecular function (GO): transmembrane signaling receptor activity
Source: RefSeq, a predicted model, not a curated record